Agelaius phoeniceus (red-winged blackbird) is the source of this 3186-nucleotide messenger RNA. RefSeq lists its product as uncharacterized. Gene Ontology annotation, cellular component: nucleus; kinetochore; chromosome, centromeric region. NCBI's taxonomy places the organism in Eukaryota, Metazoa, Chordata, Aves, Passeriformes, Icteridae. The record is from RefSeq and is a predicted model, not a curated record. Gene Ontology annotation, biological process: meiotic sister chromatid cohesion; meiotic chromosome segregation.
UCCUUCACCAAACUGAGUUCUCACUCAAACGAUGGCAGCGUGGGAGGCCGCCGAAAUGUCCUUCUUCAGUCUGAGCGACGUGAGGGAGCGGAUGCGGGAGAAGAAAAAGGGUGCCUUGAGGACUGCGAAGUUGAAUGCCUCGCUUGCAUCGAAAAUCAAAACGAAGAUCAUCAACAACUCCUCCACUAUGAAAGUCUCCCUAAAGCAGAACAAUAAAGCAUUGGCUCUGGCCCUCAAUGCAGAGAAGGCCAAUGCACAGCGGCUCACUCAGGAGAAGACCAUCCUACAGAAGGAGGUGAAGCAGUGCCACUUCCAGAACGCUGUGCUGCGGCACAGGCUCUCCUUCCUGAAUAAUAUGUUGAAAAAAAUGGACAAUCUUAUGGCUGCAGUUAAGAUGGCCGAGCUGUCUGAGUUCCAUAUAAAUUCUUCAUCCUUGUCCAGUGGCCAAAAGAGCAUCAUGACUGAAGAUAGCUGGGCUGAUGAUAUUGUAGAUGGUCAGCUUCUGAGGGUUACACAGAUACCAAUGAGAGUGCCUGUUUCCAAGCUGCAUGAUGCAGAGCAGCAAGCUGGCAGCUCCACAGUGCUACGAAUAUCCUCAGGAGAACUUCAGAGACCUGCUUCUAAUGCAGAACUUCAGAGACCUGCUUCUAAUGAGGCCCUGAAAAUUGUGCCUGUUGCCUCCAAAGAUACUUUGCCACCACAGCACAAUGAGAUACCUCAGUUCUACCAGGAAGAGAAUGGCAAGAAGGUGACUGAAGCAAUGGCAACAGAGAGGGCUUUUCAUGACUCUCACGUAUUUGGAGAGGUCGUGUGCAGCACUGAACAAAAUCCCAACAAUUUGCCAACACUUGCCUUGGAAAGUCAUACUCUUUUAUAUGAGGCUGAUGAGAUGGCAAAACAUUUAUUUGAUCGUCUCUCACAAGGGCACGUUACUCAGAGGAGAAAGCGUUCCACCCUGUUUGCUACAAGCACUCCAUCUUCUGCUCUGGAUAUCUUCCCACAUGUCAGUUCCACUCAGGCAGCUUGGGGUAGUACUGCACAGGACAACAGCAGCUCCAGCAAGAACAACACACAGCAACAGCUGCCAUCUCCCAGCCCCCUGGCUUCACCUGCUCAAACUGCUGUUGUUUCUCAUAGAAACUCUGUGGGUAAAGAGACCUUUUUUGAGCAGCCACAGACAAAAGAAAUGGGGUGUGGUGUUGAAAUGGACCCUAGCUAUAGCCAAGUCUCUGAGUUUGUUCCUGUAAAGGUUAAAAGCAAAGGUAAGUGUAAAACCAGAGAGAAGACUGUUAAAAAAGCAAGAACAGGAAAAAAGAAAACAACUGCAAUUAAAAACAAUGCAGAAAGUAGUCCUGACAGAUCUCAAGGUGAAGAGUGUGCUCAAAAUGCAAAGCUUCUUCAGCCAGAAGUUGCAACAUGUUCUAGUGAGACUGAAGUCUGUGAGAUGGGGCAGAAGAUGUGGGAGGGGGCUUUUAACAGGACGAAUAGAGACUGUGGUGUGGAGCACCAUUCCCACUCUCCUGAUGGAGUCCAAGACUUUGAAAGUACUCAUGAGGUGAAUCCAGCACAGCUGCAGAGUCUUGAAAGUGCUGACUCAAUGCAGCAGGUUAAGAAGGGACCUAUCUUUGGGAUGCAAAGUGUGGGGAGCUUGCUAAAACCCCCAGCUCAUACCUUCUCAAGUCAUGAAGUUCCCUCAGGUGAUUCCAGUCUACAGAAUUCUACAAAAUUCUCAUGUGUGAGCAGAAAGAGCAUCAGACAGAAAGCCAACAGAAAAACUAGAGUAAUUGGGCAAAGAGAUGAUUCUGAUGAGGAAUAUUUACCAAACAUUGUGAUAAUACCAGAGUCCAAGGCUGAAGAAUGGCCUAAAAGAAGCCAAACAAUCAGGAAGAAUACUGCCAGGAAUAGUAAUUGUGAUCAGAGAAAUGAAGUUCAUGUUUUUAGGCCCUGCAUAGAUGUUCAAGGAGUAGAUAAUGGGAGCACAAAGGAUUUGCCAGGUAAUCUAAAACAGCGCAGGGAAACAUAUAUUGUCCAUCCUUUGGAUCUUGCAGGAAAUUCGGGUUGUUUCCAGACAGAAUCUGAAGGGAGUGAAAAUCUACCUCCCAGGUCUGUUCCUGGGAGCAAAGUGAGCAAAAUCCCCAGAGCUGUUAAGAGCAAUCAAAAGAGCAAUAAAAACCAGACAGGGGACCUUCAAGAAAAUGGGCAAGGUGAAGGUGACCACAACAUGAAUGCUUUGACAAAAGAAGCCUCUUGCAAACCCAGGCCUCAGAGGAAGAGGAGCAACCCUCAACCUCCAGAGACUGAUUCCCUGGCCGGAAAAAGUGAUGGAGCCAAGGUUCUCAUUGGGAGUUCCACAGAACUUGCAUCCAAGCAGACUGUCCCGAUGGGGAAGUUUUCCUGCAUUAGCCAUCUGCUGUCUGAGCCAGGUGAUUUCCUGGAGGAGCAGCUACCUGAGAUAUCACUUGCAGAUAGUCUUGCAGACCUUUCACACAGUCUUGAAUCCUCCCAUGUGAGCAGUUCUGCAGUUUUGUCUGUCAGCUCCAGACUUACAGAAGUACCAGUUUCCAAGAACUUAAGUACUGAGGGCAACAGAAUGCCAGCAAAACCCCCUGUUUCGCUGAAAAACUCCCCGAUAUUUCAAGAAAUGACUGCAGAGGAAAUAUCUGGGGAAAGAAACCAAGUCCAGUCAAGUUCUUGGAGAUCACCUUCACAGAAACCUGAUAUCAGGCCACUACAGGACUUGAACAAUGCCAGGGUUGUGUCUCACUCUGGCUCGGAGGAAGCAUCAGGGUGCUCAUCUAGGCGGAAACGGAAGCCAACCUGCUACAAAGAGCCAUCAAUCAACAGGAAACUGAGGCAGGGUGACCCAUUUACAGACACUGAGUUCCUCCACUCUUCUCUCUGCAAAAAAAAACCAAAGCCUGUCAAAGCCAAGGGAAUGACCAAGAAGAUGAAAGAGAACAAAGAAUGGCUUCCUGAAGGAUGUCUCAGUGCCAAGGCAGGCAAGUUGGUUACAACAGAAAGGAUUAGAACGGUGGUUGAAAGCAGCCCCCAGGCUCCUAGAAGCUCGCGUGUUUAGCCACAAGGCUACAGCUUUGAACACAGAGGCCCAAGCAAAGAUGGAGGUGGCUGACCAGGCAGAUGAACUAUUCCAACUAAGGCAACCCAAGGACCAAUUUGACAAAUUGA